Molecule: messenger RNA, 406 nt
Organism: Schistocerca gregaria
Lineage: Eukaryota; Metazoa; Arthropoda; Insecta; Orthoptera; Acrididae
Product: eclosion hormone-like
Exons: 2
Coding region: 54-305 (83 amino acids)
Biological process (GO): ecdysis, chitin-based cuticle; neuropeptide signaling pathway
Molecular function (GO): ecdysis-triggering hormone activity
Source: RefSeq, a predicted model, not a curated record
GUACAGUGCCGUAAGCACCUCUCCGCUACACUCCACUCUCUCUUCACACAGAGAUGGCCGCCCGCCGCUGCUGCCCCCUGGCGACGCUCCUGGCAGUGCUGUUGGUGACGUCAUGCCUCGCACCGCCAGCGGACGCCAACGCGGUCAGCGUCUGCAUCCGCAACUGCGCGCAGUGCAAGAAGAUGUUCGGCCCCUAUUUCGAGGGGCAGCUGUGCGCUGACGCCUGCCUCAAGUUCAACGGCAAGAUGAUGCCCGACUGCGAGGACGCCGCCUCCAUCGCGCCCUUCCUCAACAAGCUCGAGUAGCCUCUGCACGGCUUCUGUCUCAAUAAAGUCUGUCUUCGAAGCUAACAUUCGCCAGCUUCUUUAUCCCAACCAGUUACCUGCUCUCCCUCGUGAGCUGCCCG